Messenger RNA from Papaver somniferum (opium poppy), 1557 nucleotides. RefSeq lists its product as uncharacterized. The record is from RefSeq and is a predicted model, not a curated record. Bases 888 to 1235 code for a protein of 115 amino acids. The transcript has 4 exons. Lineage: Eukaryota; Viridiplantae; Streptophyta; Magnoliopsida; Ranunculales; Papaveraceae.
CCUUCUCCUCUCUUCUCAAAUCCUCUCAUGUGUGUUCUAGGUUUUAGCGGCAGCUUAAUUUUGUGAUUCAGGGGGGCGAAGUCGAAUGAGAAGAAGAGACACAACAGAGAUGCUAAAAGUUUCACUCAUCUUCACUACCAGUACAACGACCAUCACCACCGUCUCCUUCUUCUUCAUCCCCUGUUACAUCUAAGAGUGAUAAAUACCAAAUACUUUGAUCAAUUUUUUUUAUAAGUUUCGAUCAAAAUUAAUCAGUACCUGGAGAAAUUAGUGAUUAUUACUGAGUUAGGCAUGGAUCAUUCUUAUAUUUCCUACUUAAGUUUCAGUUUUUUUCAUGAAUUUUAGCUAAACUGAAAACUCAGGGUUUCAUAAAUUUGGGGAUUUUAGAAAUUGUGUUGAAAUGUAAUAAUUGAUACUCUUAUAUGAAUUGGGUUUCCUUUCAAAUCGAGUUUUGUCACUCUAAUUUGUAUUUAAUCGAUUUUUUAAUUUUCCUUCUUUCAUGGCAAAUAGAGGAAUUCAGGUAAAGAAGAAGGAAUAGAGGAUGGGUUCUGCUGAUGGUUGUUAUUGACAAAAAAAAUCAAUGGAGGGGUUUGAAUCUGAUGCCAUAUUCUUGAAGCUGCAGCUGUGGAUGUUGAGAAAUCAGUAAUGAUGAAUGAUAUGGGUUUUACUGUGGUUGCGCAUGGGUCUGAGACAAUUGAUAAGAAAAUGGAAGAUGGCAUGAAUUAAUGAUAGUUUUUAGUUUGUUUUGCUUCCGAAAGAAAUUUGUUGGGAAGGUGUUUUGUGAUGUGUAUUUGUAAUGGAGAAAUUGUAGCUGCAGGGAUGGAUGGUAUUGGCAGUAAAGGCGAUGGUGAUUGUGCGACCUCUUGCUUGCAAACAUCAUCUGCAAAAUGGGUGAGAUGGUUGGUAACAACUAUGUAGAUGGUCAGUGGGCUGCUGGGAAUGCACCGAUGUACUACGUUAUGUCUCCAAAGGAUGUCAUCAUUGCAAAGCCUAGAAAGAUUAUCCUUAUUACGGUCAUUUUUGUUGAAGUACUUUAUUUCAAUUACUCGGCGCUUCUUAUUCUUCGUAUGGAUGCGGAAGAUCGUAUUAGCUUGGCUUCUUCAACACGGGAAUCACGGGAAUCAGGUGGUUUACUGUUGGAAGAACUAGGAAAAUCUCUUGGAACUUGCCUGAAGAAAUCAAAUUAUUUGCUGAAAAGACUUGAUGCAGUUCCUUGGCCCUUACAACUUAUUUGAGCAAAAUAGCUGCAUUCAAAAAAGAGAGAUCAAGCUGAAGAAACAAAAAAAAGAGCUGAUCUCCCGUAGUCUUCAUCGGUUUCCAACGAGGUAAGGAGGUUAUUCUUUAUUACUCCUUAGUUGUGCUGAUCACUUUGAAAUUUGAUCAGUUCCCUUUGACUCUUUCUUUGUGGAAUCAAUGUAUAUUUUCAUUAUGGGUGUUUACAAUAAUCUUUAUCCACAAAUAUCAAACCCUUUCUUUGAACCUUGUCUCAAUGAUCGAACUUAAAGAUAUGAACUGAGUGCCAUUUGAUGAGUCACUGAGAACAAAGGAGAGGGAUAU